AUGCAGAGGUUGACGCUAAGGCGCCGGCUUUCGUAUAACACAAAUUCCAACCGGAGGCAGAAGUACGUUUUUAAAACAUCUUAAUGGCCUGGAUUAAUUAAUUGCCGUGUAUAAAACUCAAAUUGUUUUAUCAAGGGUGAAAACUCCGGGCGGGAAGGUCGUCUACAUCUACCUAAAGAAACGCGGCACCCUCCCAAAAUGCGGAGACUGUAAGCGGAAGUUGGAUGGCAUUAAGCCAUCCCGUCCUAUGGACAGAAGCCGCAUGUCGAAGCGCAUGAAGACGGUGAACCGAACUUAUGGUGGGAGCCGGUGCCACGCAUGCGUCCGAAACAGGUUUCUGAAUUUUUUGUCUUUACGCCUGUAGAAUCCUCCGUUCGUUUCUCUCUGAAGAACAAAAGGUUCUGAAACAGAUCCUGCGAGAGAAGAGGAAGGAGCGCAUAAGGGCGGCAAUUGAGAAACGAAAGCAGCAGAGGAAGGAGGCAGCCAGGUCGGCUGCAAAGCCCUCAGCAAAGGCCAAGUAA
Messenger RNA from Spirometra erinaceieuropaei, 521 nucleotides. The record is from the annotation of a GenBank genome assembly. NCBI's taxonomy places the organism in Eukaryota, Metazoa, Platyhelminthes, Cestoda, Diphyllobothriidea, Diphyllobothriidae.